GAGCGGUGAUGGUGAACUGAACCCAAGAACAUUAACCAGGGCAAUCUCGGAACUUGUCCCAUAGUCCCAGAGUGAAACAAGUUGGAGAGACUACCAUCUUAAGGUGAUCCUCCAUUAUGGCGGAGGCCCAUUCGGCCGUCGCCUUCAACUUUUCUGUCACUCACGAGGGAGUCUCGAUAGACUAUGACUGGGAGCUCUUCUCGAUUUUGUGUAAAGCCGGAGUCCGGUCGUGGAAGAAGAGCAUCUCCCGACUCGUCAACAACAUACGCAACGGGCUCUACCCAGCUUCUCACCGUUCUCUGGUUCUGGUCUGGACUGUGCUGUACGGCGGGGAACUGUCGAAACCAGGCUUCGAUUUCUCGUUCGGUGCGAGCAGUCGAGUGGAAGGCUUCGUUCCGCAACACCUCGCCGAGAUCCAUCCGCAGCUACCGCGAUGUCUCGCAGUUUUCGUCACCGGCGUCGGAAUGUGGAGCUGUCUGUCGGUAUUCCGACGCUACAUGCUCAAAGCUCUGUUCAGCUACAAGGGCUGGAUGCUCGAGAGUCGAGGGAAGAAUAGCAAGGUCUCACUAGCAACCCGCCUGUGGUUCGUGGCGGUGAGGAUUUUCGAAGGAUCGUCGCCUUUGCUGUACUCGUAUCAGUCGUGUUUGCCGAGUUUGCCCUUGCCAUCCGUAGCGGAUACGAUGCAACGCUACCUCCGCUCUGUCAGGGCGCUCUGCAACGACGAGGAGUUCGAGCGAUUGACGAAACUCGCGCAGGAAUUCCAAGCGGGUCCCGGCCGGCGAUUCCAGCGCUACCUGUGGUUCAAAUCCUGGUGGGCACCGAACUACGUGACCGACUGGUGGGAGGAGUUCAUCUAUCUGAGGGGCCGCAGCGCGAUUAUGGUGAACUCGAACUUUUACGCGGCGGACGCCAUCCUCAUGAAGGUCACCACGAAUCAAUGCGCUAGAGCAGCGAAUUUGAUCCACGCCGCGUUUUUGUUCAGGCGUAUGAUCGACUUCCAGACCCUGAAACCCAUACUUCUGCAGGGCGUGAUCCCGCUGUGUUCGGCUCAGUACGCGAGACUGUUCAACACGACUCGUGUGCCCGGGGUAGAAACCGACCGCAUCCGCCAUUCGCACGAUUCGACCCAUAUCGCGGUUUACCACAAAGGUCGUUACUUCAAGAUAAUCACGCAUUACAGAGGACGUCUGCUGUACCCUCCGGAGCUGCAAAGACAGCUCGAACAAGUGGUGGUCGAUGACAGCAAACCGUCGUCAGCCGAACUCUACCUCGGUGCUCUGACGGCUACCGACCGGGUGACGUGGGCCGUCGCGCGGAAAGAAUACUUCCGUCGCGGGAUCAAUAAACCGUCCCUCGACGCGAUCGAGAGAGCUGCGUUCGUGGUCAUUCUCGACGACGAAGACCUCGUCUACGAUGAAAAGGAUCCCGACAAACUCGAUCAUUACGCUCAAAUGCUUCUCCAUGGCAAGGGAUUCGACAGAUGGUACGACAAAUCGUUCAACAUGAUCAUCGGGAGGAACGCGCGUGCGGGAAUCAACGUGGAACACUCGUGGGCCGACGCUCCCGUGGCGGGCCACUGUUGGGAGUACUGCAUUUACACGGAUCAUGCGAGAUUGGGCUACGACGAAGAUGGCAAUACCAAAGGAUACAACGAGUUCAACAGUAGAGAGCUUUCGAUCAAGGAGUUGCCGAGACCGAUUCGAUUGAAAUGGGAUAUCAACGACGAUUGUCAGAACGUUAUUUUCAAGGCCAAAGCCGAUGCGGAUAAAAUUCUUUCGGAUGUCGAUCUUCACGUUGAGCGAUUCGCCGAAUACGGUAAACGAAUCAUCAAAAAGUGCCGAGUGUCUCCGGAUGCGUAUCUUCAGAUGGCUCUCCAACUCGCUUAUUUCCGUGACCAAGGGAAAUUCAAUCUGACGUACGAAGCAUCCAUGACACGUCUCUUCCGCGACGGCCGUACCGAGACCGUUCGACCCUGCACCAUGGAGUCUUGUGAGUGGGUGAGGAGCAUGUUGGAUGAGAAGGCAACGAAAGAAGAGAAGAAGCAGAAGCUCGUAGACGCUUGUAAUACCCACCAGAUGGGCUACCAGAAUGCCAUGUGCGGCAAGGGAAUCGACCGACACAUGUUUUGUCUCUACGUCAUCUCGAAGUAUCUUGAGAUAGAUUCCCCGUUCUUGAAAGAAGUGCUCUGCGAGCCCUGGCGUCUCUCCACGUCUCAAACUCCUAUCAACCAGACUGGCUUCUUAAAUCUGGACGAUCAUCCUGAAUGGAUCGCUGCGGGAGGGGGGUUCGGACCAGUGGCCGACGACGGGUAUGGCGUUAGUUACCUGAUCGCUGGCGAAGAUAACUUCUUCUUCCACGUGAGCUCCAAACGGAGCUGCCCUCAGACGGACUCGACCCGCUUCUCGAAGAAUAUUUCUCAAGCCUUGCUGGAGAUGCGGGAUAUUAUCGUCUGAGUCCAAUGUCCUGACCUCGUCCCUACGUAUAAGCCUCGCAGGAUUUAGUUUCUUGAGUUUUAAUAGCGCAGAAUUGUACAUAGAGAUUCAGCUGAU
Messenger RNA from Galendromus occidentalis (western predatory mite), 2549 nucleotides. RefSeq names its product carnitine O-palmitoyltransferase whd (gene whd). The record is from RefSeq and is a predicted model, not a curated record. The coding region runs from base 117 to 2453 and encodes 778 amino acids. The transcript has 6 exons. Gene Ontology annotation, molecular function: carnitine O-palmitoyltransferase activity. Gene Ontology annotation, biological process: carnitine metabolic process; fatty acid metabolic process. NCBI's taxonomy places the organism in Eukaryota, Metazoa, Arthropoda, Arachnida, Mesostigmata, Phytoseiidae. Gene Ontology annotation, cellular component: mitochondrion.